CUGGCACGGUACUUCAGCUGUUUUUUUGUUUUUUGUUUUUUGUUUUUUACAUUAAUUAUGAAAGCAGUCAUAUGAUAACCCACACAUUUCCCCCCUUCUUUUUCUUUAUAAUAAUUCAAGUGGAGCAUAACAAUGUGAUGUGGGAAGUCAGUUUUUUUAUGCGCUCUGGCAGCUUAUAGCCUCAAACCAAUGUAUAAAGUUUGUGUAUGUCGCUCCUCACCGAGUCACUAGCGCUGCGGGCUGAGAGACGGAUAAAGCGCUGCGCCAGGAUCCGACCGAGAGACUUCACUCGACGACUUAUCUUGUGGAUAAAUAUUUAACUUUCCUGCAUAUCAUAUUUGUCAAGAACAUCUGAUGGAGUCUUUUAAUAUCCUGAUUUUUAUAUUUCCCUUUUUUAGUGUCUUUGUCAGCAGGAGGAGAAGAGGAUGACCUGGAACUACCGGAGGUCAGGAUAUAUUCAUACAGCCAAAUAACAGAAGGAGAGGGCUAAAAAUCUGAACAUUUGCACAAAGAAAUGUUCCUCUCCUAUAUUUUAAUGUUUGGAUGGAUCUAGGACACCUGUGCGCAAACCACACCCCUCCUCAUCGAAGAGCCAGUCCUCCUAUCCAAAGACUUCAUCCUGCACCAAUGGGCAUUCAGCUGGAUUACCGUCAUCCUCUGGCACCCUUACUGUCUGACGUUAUAACUGGAGUAAGAGCGGAUUUAUUGUCUGGAGAGGUUGGAACGGUUUUCCAAUCCUGAGCAUCACACAGCCAAGAUGAAUUCCAAAGUAAGGGUGCUCCUUUUUGUCCUGUCUGUGACAGGCAUGUGUGUGUUUUGGAGAGCAUAUUUGUUACCUUACUCCCCGCCUCAGCUGGAAAGCCCCUGCGCUUGUGAGCGAUGUUUAUCUGAAAAGGAUCAAUGGUUCACACAGCGUUUCAACAAAUUUGUUGAACCGUUUUUGUCAGCAAACUACAGUCUCUCAGAGGACGCUUUCAACUGGUGGAAGCACCUACAGACUGAGAGGCGCAACUUCACUACCUACAGAAAAACAGUGAACAGGAUGUUUCAGAUGUUAUCACCCAAACCAGAUGUUGUAGAACCCAGCCCUGACCGCUGCAGGAGUUGUGCCGUGGUGGGGAAUUCUGGGAAUUUGAGGAGAUCACAUUAUGGACCUCUCAUAGACUUCCAUGACAUUAUCAUAAGAAUGAACACUGCUCACACGAAGGGCUAUGAAGCAGAUGUUGGGACCAGAACAACUCAUCGUAUCAUGUAUCCAGAAAGCGCUGUGGAUUUAGAUAGCACCACUCAUCUUGUGCUGGUUCCAUUCAAGAUACAGGAUAUCGAGUGGGUCACCAAGGCCCUCACUACAGGAUUUACUGGAAAAUCAUAUAUGCCAGUAAAAUCAAAGAUCAAAGCUAACAAGGAUUUGGUAAUGGUGGUCAAUCCGGCUUUUAUGAGGUAUGUCCAUGACAUAUGGCUUGGAAAGAAGGGCAGGUAUCCAUCCACAGGCUUUAUGGCUUUGAUUCUUGCUCUGCAUAUUUGUGAUGAGGUCAAUGUUUUUGGUUAUGGAGCAGACAGUGAAGGAAACUGGAGUCAUUACUGGGAAAAACUGGGGAACAGACACUUAAAAACUGGUGUACAUCCUGGAAAUCAUGAAUAUGGAAUUAUCGAGGAGCUAGCUGCACAACAAAUAGUCACUUUUUAUAGAGGGUGGUGAUCUUUCUACCAACAUUUCAAGUAUUUAAGCCUUGACAGAAAAUUUUUUUAUAAAGCAAAACAAGACUAUGAAGCAGAGGACUUCCAACUCAAGAGACAUUUUCUUCUCUGACUGACUCCCUUGCACACAGUAACCCUUUAUAGACUAAACUGUAAAUGGUGAAUCCUCCAGGAUCUAUGAAGAGUGAACUGAAACUACACGUAUGAUGAAUGUGACUGAUGCAGUCGAUGGUGCUUUGUGCCUGUUUUUCAGUGUGUUUUCUAUGUUUAUUUAUUCUCAGUUUGUGAUGUUGGACACUGCAAUGCACAUCCUAAAUGAACGAGUUCUUCAGGCUAAGAAAUGUUUGAAAAGAAAUUUGGUAGGUAUGGCACCAUGUUACACUG
Molecule: messenger RNA, 2082 nt
Organism: Plectropomus leopardus (leopard coralgrouper)
Lineage: Eukaryota; Metazoa; Chordata; Actinopteri; Perciformes; Serranidae
Product: CMP-N-acetylneuraminate-beta-galactosamide-alpha-2,3-sialyltransferase 1-like
Biological process (GO): sialylation
Cellular component (GO): membrane
Molecular function (GO): beta-galactoside (CMP) alpha-2,3-sialyltransferase activity
Source: RefSeq, a predicted model, not a curated record